Messenger RNA from Orbilia oligospora ATCC 24927, 2046 nucleotides. RefSeq lists its product as uncharacterized. The record is from RefSeq and is a predicted model, not a curated record. The transcript has 2 exons. NCBI's taxonomy places the organism in Eukaryota, Fungi, Ascomycota, Orbiliomycetes, Orbiliales, Orbiliaceae. The coding region runs from base 1 to 2046 and encodes 681 amino acids.
AUGGCUCCGGCUCUCCUUGCUUCAACUCACUACACCACCUCAUCUCUCUAUUCUACAUAUUCUGCUGAACCGAACUCAACAACAACAACUUCUCUCUCCUAUCCUCGCACGACCGUUUCUCCUUCCUUCCCGUCUCCUUCUCUCCCGUCUCCUUCUCUUUCGGAUCGCUCAUCCAGUUCGAAUGGCUCUGGAUCUGGCAGUUUAACACCCACACAAUCCUCGACGACAGCCCAGCCCACGAGUGCUAGUGCUGCCAUGUUCGCACAGAGAAAACUUUCAAAGAAACCUAGCAAUUCCACAUUACGAGUCCAACCUGUUCUACCAGAUAUCUUGGAAGCUUCGCCAAUGACACCAAUGAUGGAUCUCUCUUCAAAUAUAAGAUCGAACCGACCGUUGUCGAUUCUCUCUGAAGUUUCAAUUGCUUCUGACGACUCCGACAGCUCUCAGGCGACCAUUGAUGGAUAUAAGUUUCGAUUCUUGGAUGAUGAUGCCGAGUCUGUCGUUGAAGGAAGUAUUUUUGACGAAACAGACAGCGAAGAAGAAGGAUCAAAAGAUAUGAAGCGCGCGGAACGGGCAUUCGCUGGUGUAAAGCAGAAACUCUUUGCCUUCGAGAGCAGUAUCGCCAAAGCCAGAGAUACUCUGCUCAGCCCGCCUCCCACUGCUAGUCCCACUCUAAAAACCAGUCCGACUUUCAAGACCAGCCCAACCUUCAAAACCAGUCCUUCCCUCUCGAGUAACGAUAUCCAGCCUUCCGGUAUCAAAACCCUUGGUCGGAUACCGCUCUCCCUUAACUUUCACAACCGUACUGUUAGCGACAGUGCUAGUUGGCGAUACCAAGGAGCUCAUUUUCGCAAAGAUAGCAACUCGACAAUGACAUCCAGUGCCUCCGACCAGUACGCUGACGCUUACACCACAUUACGUGCCAGCUCUGCCAUGUCCAACCGUUCCCGAUCCUCAUCGCGCGCCAGUGCUACGCAAGUAAAGGAGUUGGAGGAUCAGAUGAAUUCCCUGAAAGGACGGUUGACGAAACUCACGGAGAAAACUCGCAGGGAGUCCCUUCGACGACGUAGUAUGAACAACCUAAGGACACCACUGAAUAACGUUUUCCACCAGCCUGAGACUAAACAGCCUGAACCAGAACCAGAACCGGAAACAGCUACCACUACUCCAAGCGACAUACUAAGCCCCGUAAGUUUCCACACGGCAUACGAUGAAACCUCAGAUUUCGGGUCCGAAGAAGGGAGCAGGGCGGGAACUCCAAAGCCAUACCCAUCAAUUCGUAAAGUUAUGUCGUACGAGGAAUUAGGCUACGACAGUGCCUUUUCAGCUCCUGGCGAGGAAACCCCAUCCUUGAUCAACAGCCCACGACGGAAUAGGGUUCGGGAGUACAGAACUACCAGCAGUUCUGGAUCCAGCGGAUCUAGUAGAACCAACACGCCUGUGUUGCCGUUACACCAAUCAUCGAGAGAGUUCCAAAGGAAUAACAGCGCUUCGUCUGUUGCUAGUUUCGAGACUGCGUUGGAAGACUAUGAUGAACCUACUCUUGUCACACCUUUGAGCCAACGACCACACCAUCGACGAAACCUGAGCGCGGCUAAGGCUUCUCCAUUGAGGGCAGUUAUGGAUGAACCCGCCCGUGAGUGUGUAGAGCCCGGAGAGACGAGCCCUCAUGACGAUGGAUAUCACUCUGGACCUUCUACACCACAGGGCUCCGAUGAAGGGGUUUACAUAUCAACUCGAAGCAAAGUUGGAGGUGUGGCCUUACCAUUGACCCACGAGUCUCUGGCUCAUAUGGACCCAUUACUUUCCAUCCCGGUAGCUACGUCGAGGGCCAAAUCUGCCACCAAUUCUAUCAUCGGAGCUGAAGACGACGAACUUGCCUUGAAGUUGCCAAUUCAGGACCGCGAAUUAGUCGAGAAUCUUUGCGAUCAAUUAGGCAAGAUUUGUUGCAAACUAGAGGUUGCACGAACACCAGCUGAUAAGGCUGAAAUUCGUCGACGAAUGGAAGUUGCGUUGAUGGUUCUCCAAGGAACAACCGACUUCUAA